Molecule: messenger RNA, 527 nt
Organism: Paramecium pentaurelia
Lineage: Eukaryota; Ciliophora; Oligohymenophorea; Peniculida; Parameciidae
Source: the annotation of a GenBank genome assembly
AAUGAGAUCCUUUUAAGUUAGCAAAGACUCGUCAUUCAGGUAUCAUUUUAUUCUCAUUUUAGGAUCUUAUGUCCCUCUAACAAAAUAGAAAUGGAGGAAGAGACAGUAGAAACUAAUAUUUAGUUAUAAGUUAAGAAUAUCUAUAGACCAAUUAAAAUUAUUCUUCCACCUCCAAAUCUCCCUAAAAUUAUUACAAGCACUAAGUAAAUUUAUUUUCUAAAUUAGAUCUUGUAAUUGCAAAAAAUCUUAAUGUUUAAAACAGUAUUGUGAUUGCUUUGCUAACGGAUAGGUAUGCUCUGAAAAUUGCAAUUGUGUUGGAUGUUUUAAUAAUUCUCUCAAUAAUUCUUAAAGAAAAGAAGCAAAAUUAUAAAUAAAAGCAAGAGAUCCAGGGGCAUUCAAAUAAGCCUUUAAAGGAUGCAAUUGCAAAAAAUCAGGAUGCUAAAAAAAAUAUUGUGAAUGCUUUCAAAAUAAUUUAUAAUGUACACAUUAAUGUAGAUGUGAAGGAUGUGUCAAUUGCUUAAAAUGAG